Messenger RNA from Guillardia theta CCMP2712, 243 nucleotides. RefSeq lists its product as hypothetical. The record is from RefSeq and is a predicted model, not a curated record. The annotation marks the transcript as partial. Lineage: Eukaryota; Cryptophyceae; Pyrenomonadales; Geminigeraceae. The transcript has a single exon.
AGGGUGCCUGGCUGCAUCUCAAACGUGCGGGUCUCUGUCGCCAGCAAGGAGGAUGAAAGCGGAUCGCUGAGAGUCUCACUGGACGGGGACGCGGACGCGAGGGUAGCUAGAGGCAUGCUGGCGCUGCUUGUCAAGGGACUUGGCGGGCUGACGGCGCAGGAGGUCCUGUCGACACGGUCCGACGACAUCAUCCAGGCAGCGAACUUGAAGAGCCUGCUGCCCACCGGAAGGAACGACGGGCUC